CGCACACUCAUUCUCUUCCUCCCGUUCACUCGUGACUCGCUCUCGUGUUUCUCAACUAAAACGAAGAACUGAAAAAUAAAUCAACAGAUCAUCUGCUUUCUCCGAUUUCCAUAUUUCCUGUGUUCUUAUGUCGUGUAGAUUCCCUCUCUUUUGCCUGGAACUCAAUAACGCAGCAGAUUGAAAGCCAAAACCUUUAAAUUUGGUGCGUUUAUGUAAAGAUUAUCAAUGUCAGAAUCGAAGUCAAAUCCUCAGAGUAGUUUGCGAUGCCAUCAUUGUGCUGGCCCUCUGACCAAAGAGAUGGAAACUAGUCAAUGGACUGUUCGACCUCUAAUCAGAGAUAGCUUUUCCAUGAUUGGCUCUGCUGUUGGUGGUACAGCAAGUGCAUUUUAUGGAUUCAACCAUGUGAUGCCAGUAGUCCGGAGAUGGGUAAAAGGACCAAUGUGGCUCCAUUUCUUUAUUGGUGCACCUCCUGUAAUAGUAUUCUCUUCAGCUUGUGCGGGAUUGGCAGGUGGUGCUGUUCCGGCGCUGGCACAGCUUGCUUCCUCUUCUUACCAUGCAGCAUUCUCAUCUCCUUCGUCACCUCCUUCCUCUCAGGAUGAUAAAAGGCAGAAGUCCAGAAAUUCCUCCACUCUGUAAGAUAUAUUUUCUUGGUCAGUGUAUCUGUGCAUCAGUACACAUGGGGGGGAGAGAAUGCCUUUGUAUAUUGUCACUGCAAGCAUGUGCUUCUUAGGGCCUUGCAAUCAUAUGCUUCUGUAGUUUUGCAAAGUAACAUCGACUUAGCUUUUUAAGAAGUUACCAUCAUUUUUGUUGAUAUUUAUUGUCUGUAAGUUUUAUAUCUGCAAUUUUGGAGGAUGGUAAUGACUUGCAUCCUUGUUAUGAUAUCAAUGAACACUCAUUUUCCAGCAUUGCCAAUUUGUUGAAAAUGUUUCAACUUUCAAGAAGUACCCAUGCCUCUACUUUCAGAAGGUUUCAGGUUAGAGUUUUUCUUUGUAACACAAGGUAAAACUUCAUGAAUGCUCAAUAAACAUGAGAAUCUAUGUGGAA
Populus euphratica (Euphrates poplar) is the source of this 1044-nucleotide messenger RNA. RefSeq lists its product as uncharacterized. Lineage: Eukaryota; Viridiplantae; Streptophyta; Magnoliopsida; Malpighiales; Salicaceae. The record is from RefSeq and is a predicted model, not a curated record. The transcript has 7 exons. The coding region runs from base 226 to 636 and encodes 136 amino acids.